Molecule: messenger RNA, 1068 nt
Organism: Vicia faba (fava bean)
Lineage: Eukaryota; Viridiplantae; Streptophyta; Magnoliopsida; Fabales; Fabaceae
Source: the annotation of a GenBank genome assembly
AUGGCUUCGGAAGAUGUGAAAACUGGCGAAUCAGCUGUGACGAAGAUCGUGAAUUUGGCGGAAGAAGCGAAGCUCGCGAGAGAAGGAGUUGUUAAAGCUCCUAACUAUGCAAUCGGUAGCAUCUGCAAGUCGCUCGUCGCCGGUGGAGUCGCAGGAGGAGUAUCACGAACGGCAGUUGCUCCGCUUGAGCGAAUGAAAAUUUUGCUACAGGUCCAGAAUCCUCAUAACAUAAAAUACAAUGGAACAGUACAAGGCCUAAAAUAUAUUUGGAGAACUGAAGGAUUCCGUGGACUGUUCAAGGGAAAUGGUACUAAUUGUGCUCGAAUUGUCCCAAAUUCUGCUGUGAAGUUUUUCAGUUAUGAGCAAGCUUCUAAAGGCAUACUGCAACUCUAUCAGCAGCAAACUGGAAAUGAGGAUGCUCAGCUUACCCCUGUUUUACGACUUGGAGCCGGAGCAUGUGCUGGAAUAAUUGCUAUGUCUGCAACUUAUCCGAUGGAUAUGGUCCGAGGCAGGAUAACUGUACAGACUGAGAAAUCCCCUUAUCAGUACCGAGGAAUGUUCCAUGCUUUGACUACUGUGCUUAGGCAAGAAGGUCCUCGUGCAUUAUAUAAGGGCUGGCUUCCUUCAGUUAUUGGAGUUGUUCCUUAUGUUGGUCUCAACUUUGCUGUCUACGAGUCUCUGAAAGAUUGGUUGAUUAAAUCUAGACCAUUUGGUCUAGUCCAAGAUUCUGAGUUGAGCGUGACAACACGUCUGGCUUGUGGUGCUGCUGCCGGAACCAUUGGACAAACCGUCGCUUACCCUCUUGAUGUCAUUCGUCGAAGAAUGCAGAUGACCGGUUGGCACAAUGCUGCUUCUGUUAUAACUGGAGAUGGAAGAGGCAAAACCCCACUUGAAUAUAGUGGGAUGAUUGAUGCAUUUAGGAAAACUGUUAGGCACGAGGGAUUUGGUGCAUUAUACAAGGGUCUGGUUCCAAAUUCUGUAAAGGUGGUCCCAUCCAUAGCACUUGCGUUUGUAUCAUAUGAGAUGGUGAAGGACAUUUUAGGAGUGGAGAUCAGAAUAUCAGACUAA